AUGAAGCCUCUUAUUCUGGGAUUAUAUGUCAGCCUCGCUUGCCAUGUCCAUUCUAGAUUGACAAGAUAUUCAGGGGCAGGAACCUCGUGGAAUGUUCCCGCUGUGACGGAUUCGUCUGCAACGGUUUCUGGGGUUGAAUGGAGUCGAGGUCUGGAAGAAAUGCGCCAAAGAAUCCAACAAGGACAAGCAUAUGAGCUGUCAUACAAUAGAAGAGGAGGGCAGAUGGCGGUGAGACGAGUCCUCCGUGAUCGAAAGGAAUUGCAAGAGGCAGUUAUGCAAGCACCUACACAACCUCGUAUGGACCGUAAGGAAUACAGUGACGAGGAACUGCGCCGUGUAGCAGAGGGAGUACAUGGGCUGCGAGCGGGCGGACACUACGAGUAUAUGGGUGACGGCGUUUAUGAACGGAUUGGGAAAUCAUGCUGUGAUGUCACUGGGUAUUGUGGACAGAUUAGAGUAUAUGAUUCAGAAGAUCGUGGCCAUCUUCUUUAUUCAACUUGUUGUUGCUAUUGUGAUGGGGCCUUGAGUACUAAAGUCGACAGAAGACGCGUCCCGUUGACUUGUGGAGAAAUUGCUGUAACGUCGGCUAUGUUUUCUCCGGUGAUUGGAUGUCUUUGCUGGUACUACUAUCAGAACCCUAAAUCUUUUUCCUCCGGUUCUAGAUCUUGA
This is a messenger RNA of Melampsora larici-populina 98AG31, 669 nucleotides long. RefSeq lists its product as uncharacterized. Bases 1 to 669 code for a protein of 222 amino acids. The record is from RefSeq and is a predicted model, not a curated record. The transcript has a single exon. NCBI's taxonomy places the organism in Eukaryota, Fungi, Basidiomycota, Pucciniomycetes, Pucciniales, Melampsoraceae.